UUUUAGGUUUCUCCUAACCCUAACCAAACCUCUCCCAAAUCACCCACAACCUCCGCGUGCACCUUCCUGCCGGCGACAGAGCGAGAUGAAGACCAUUCUCUCCUCCGAAACGAUGAACAUCCCGGAAGGUGUAACCAUCAAGGUACACGCUAAGGUGAUCGAGGUUGAAGGUCCACGUGGCAAACUUGUUCGUGAUUUCAAGCAUUUGAAUCUCGAUUUUCAACUCAUUACUGAUGAGGAUGGAAAGAAGAAGCUUAAGGUUGAAGCUUGGUUUGGAUCUCGUAAAACCUCUGCUGCUAUUCGUACUGCUCUUAGUCAUGUGGAAAAUCUCAUUGCUGGUGUUACUAAAGGAUUCCGUUACAAGAUGAGAUUUGUUUAUGCUCAUUUUCCUAUUAAUGCUAGCAUCACUAAUAAUAACUCCGGCAUUGAGAUUCGUAACUUCCUUGGUGAAAAGAAGGUAAGGAAAGUAGACAUGCUUGACGGUGUUACUAUUCUUCGAUCUGAGAAGGUGAAGGAUGAGUUGAUUUUGGAUGGUAAUGAUAUUGAGCUUGUUUCCAGAUCUUGUGCCCUCAUUAAUCAGAAAUGCCAUGUGAAAAACAAAGAUAUCCGUAAGUUUCUUGAUGGUAUCUAUGUCAGCGAGAGGUCGACAAUAUCUGAAGAAUAGAUGGUGGGCAAGUAGGAAUAUUGAUAUUAGUGUGAUUUUCUCAUCUACUUUAAUUGUUUACUGUUUAGUGCUGUCUCUUAGGUGACAGUUCUUUUAAUUUUGGACUGAAUUCACAAUUUUGUGUUAUCUAUUUUAUCAUUUUGGAAGAUGUUAUUUAUAAAUUUUAUUACAUACAUUGUCAUGGAAUAUUUUCUUUGA
Molecule: messenger RNA, 862 nt
Organism: Cicer arietinum (chickpea)
Lineage: Eukaryota; Viridiplantae; Streptophyta; Magnoliopsida; Fabales; Fabaceae
Product: large ribosomal subunit protein uL6-like
Biological process (GO): cytoplasmic translation
Cellular component (GO): ribosome; cytosolic large ribosomal subunit
Molecular function (GO): rRNA binding; structural constituent of ribosome
Source: RefSeq, a predicted model, not a curated record